AUGACCAAAAACUACAACAUAUUCGAACAACCUCAGCGAGCUGAUUCCAGGCGCGGGGCAAGAUUAGACGACUACUUACCAGCCCGAGGCCGGAACGAUUACAAUACAACCGAUGAAUCGGGGUCACUUAAAAGUGACCACUUUCCGCCAAAGAAUGCUAUUCCGCCAGCUUCCCAGAGCCCGUUGGACCAGAUAGCAACCACUUCCGCAGCUAGAUUCGAGGACUAUAUCAAGCACGCAAUGAAAACGUACGCUGAAGAUCUAAAAUCCAAGCUUUCGGAAGUCGAGGUGAAGGAAUGCAGCUCUCCCGAAGAUGGUUUCGACGGUAGACCUGCUGGUCGAACUACUGCUUUGAACAACAACGCCUUACCUCCGAGAAGACUGAAUCCGUCGGUUAUUUUAACCCCGGAAUCUGCAGUCAAUUCGGACGACGAAGAUGGAUACGACGAUGAAGAUUGGAAGCGAUAUGAGAAGGAAAUAACCGACUCCGCAAACAACUUGAAUCGAAAUGUGACUGAAAAGAUCGAGAAGGAGAGAAAGGAAUACCUAGCCGCCGCUAAAAGGCAUUAUCUAAAGGCAAAAGUCGAAUCUCCUGAGGAUGCGAAGCGGGAGGGGGAGAAAGGGAUUCUAAUCUUCAAGAACUUGAUGGGAUGGGUUAACACCGUUUUCGACAAGGUUAUUACACUCUUCCGUCAAUUUUUUCGAGCGUUCUUCAACAACUUUGAGACCGCUAUGUCCUGGGUUACAGAACAGCUCGCAAAAAUAAGCUACAAGCACAGAAUUGCGCUUGAACAUUAUAAAGUUAAUUAA
Messenger RNA from Orbilia oligospora ATCC 24927, 810 nucleotides. RefSeq lists its product as uncharacterized. NCBI's taxonomy places the organism in Eukaryota, Fungi, Ascomycota, Orbiliomycetes, Orbiliales, Orbiliaceae. Bases 1 to 810 code for a protein of 269 amino acids. The transcript has a single exon. The record is from RefSeq and is a predicted model, not a curated record.